UGUGGUAUCGGUAUACAGAGUGGACACCAUGGAACAGUUGUUCGGCUACUUGUGGUAUCGGUAUACAGAGUGGACACCACAGAACAGUUGUUCGGCUACUUGUGGUAUCGGUAUACAGAGUGGACACCAUGGAACAGUUGUUCGGCUACUUGUGGUAUCGGUAUACAGAGUGGACACCAUGGAACAGUUGUUCGGCUACUUGUGGUAUCGGUAUACAGAGUGGACACCAUGGAACAGUUGUUCGGCUACUUGUGGUAUCGGUAUACAGAGUGGACACCAUGGAACAGUUGUUCGGCUACUUGUGGUAUCGGUAUACAGAGUGGACACCAUGGAACAGUUGUUCGGCUACUUGUGGUAUCGGUAUACAGAGUGGACACCAUGGAACAGUUGUUCGGCUACUUGUGGUAUCGGUAUACAGAGUGGACACCAUGGAACAGUUGUUCGGCUACUUGUGGUAUCGGUAUACAGAGUGGACACCAUGGAACAGUUGUUCGGCUACUUGUGGUAUCGGUAUACAGAGUGGACACCAUGGAACAGUUGUUCGGCUACUUGUGGUAUCGGUAUACAGAGACGACAGCGUUUCUGUACGAAUCCGCCACCACAGCGGUUUGGGGACCACUGCUUCGGUUUGAAUAUUGACGAUCAGCUAUGUAUGCCUGGAGCUUGUAGUGACGGCGGCUGGAGUGAUUGGGGAUCAUGGAGCAGAUGAAGUGUUACAUGUGGCGAGGGCUUCCAUUCAAGAACAAGGAACUGUACAAAUCCUAGACCAUCGCCUUUUGGGCGAAAUUGUGAUGGAGAUCCGAUGCAAGUGAUGUCUUGCGGGCAUACAGUCUGUCAAGAUUCUGGUGGAACGAAUGUUGCUUUUCGUAGUAAGGGUUUAAUGGACAUAUCAUUAUCUACUGGAGACACUUUCCUAUUUGGAACGACAACGCUAAAUGAGGGUAACGGCUAUAACAGUACUUCUGGUACAUUCACUGCGCCGGUAGGUGGCACUUACUCGUUCUCAGUACAAGCCUGCUCGCGUGCUGGGCAUUACGGGUUUUAUGGAAUAUUUGUCGAUAAUGUGAAAAUAAAAACUGGUUACUACGGCGACAACGGAUAGGCAAUGUGUCACACAGCUGAUACCGUUGUCAUUCUGAAACCUGGGGAUCGUGUUUUGGUACAAUGUGUUUAUGGUCCAUGUGAUUUGCGCAGGGACGAUGUCAUGUAUUUGAAUACAUUCUCUGGUUUUUUAGUGCACCAGUAAACAUGGUAAACAAGCUAUGUUUGUGUUAAUGUUCCUGUUGGUUGUAACGUCACAGAUUACGUAAAUUUGAAGUAUUGUUCUUUUUACUUCAACAAUGAUUAAUAUGAAAUAAAAGAAAGCCCCGAAGCAAGCUCGAUGAAACCAGAUUUUAAAUUUGUUUUUAAAAAGGAGUUAGAAUGAAACUAUUCGCUAUUCAAAAGAAAGCGAAAAUUAUUUUGGUGUACAGACACUAAAUACGAAAAUGACACGAAAAAGUACUUUUCAGAAUUGGUUAUGGAAACGUAUGUCGUACACCACCGCUACAGUUUGGGGUUUCAUUUUCUUCUUUGCUGAAUUUACAGUGUGUUUGCUUGACUGAAGAUACUUUUCUUGUAUCGAAC
Mercenaria mercenaria is the source of this 1626-nucleotide messenger RNA. Its product is annotated as thrombospondin-2-like. The transcript has 3 exons. Lineage: Eukaryota; Metazoa; Mollusca; Bivalvia; Venerida; Veneridae. The record is from RefSeq and is a predicted model, not a curated record. The coding region runs from base 29 to 709 and encodes 226 amino acids.